UUCUCAAACAUGAAGAGACAGGCUUUCCUGGGAAGACAUUUUCAGUUUUGCUCCAUGAAAUUCAUGCUGUUCUUUUUUCUGUCAAGUCUUGUUAUCCAAGGUAGGUCAUAGAAGUCUUAAUCAGGAGAAAUCGGCUCCUGCAUUAACAUAUUUUAAUAUGCGUCAUGAUAUACCGGAGCCGAGAAGUAAGUUAAGAAGUAUGAGUUUAUCAGUUUUGUGGUUUGCUCUGUAUUCGCCAGUAUAAUUUUAGUUUCAUGGAGUUGAAACAACGAAUUCCUGACCCUAUUUCCUUGCUUUUUGCCCAUGAAAAGGCCAGUCUGUGUUAGCCUUAGGGCCUGGAAAAAGUGGCAAAGAAUCCAUAAAUCUGGUAAAAAUUGUAAGUGCAUUUUCCGGAGUAAUACAAUUGUUAUUGUUAACAUGUCACAGGCUUUUACUUAUAAAAAAACUGUAAAAGUUAAUGAAUUAAAAAAGAAUUGUUGAAACUCUGUAUGCCGGGUCUUUCAGACGAAAUCAAAGUUGCUAACCUGACGAUUUGUUGUGAAACGCGCGACGAAGCUGACGUCCGCUACUAUCCAUGGUCAAGACAUUUAUGAUCUACUUUAUUUUGCCUACUGAAGAGGAGAACAAAUACAAUUUUUGAAAAAGGUCAACAAAGAACCAGAUUUUAAGAUACACUACAUAAGUUUUGUCUGUAAGGAACGAUGUUUGGAUUUUGGGCUUGGCUGUGUGAAUUUUUGUUCGCUAACAGAAACUGAACACGUAUGCUCAAUUAAGCCCUUCGAGCCCAGACAAGUUAUCGGGGGACGAUUCUAUCACUUUAAAUUAAAAUCUGUGGACCAAAUUCUAUGAUGUUACCAAUAUGAACUGUCUUCUUUGACAUAACGUUUGCAUGGUGACGUAAAUCAAUUUUCUUGGGAGUUUAAAAAUUUUUUUCAUAUUCGAUUUUCCACUAUUCAUUUGGAAUGAAGAGAUAAUUUGAGUUGUAAAUUGUAGGAAGUUUUACUGUCGAUCGAAGUGAUUGCAUAAAAGAUAUCAGACAGUACGGUAUUGCAGCUAUGUAGAGUUUUGCAACAUAUGCUUUUAUAGAUCGUUCUGGAUCAAAUAGGCCCACGUGUGCGACAUGCACAACAAUUUCGCAAGACUCCUUUGUGAGAUAUUUUCUUAUCUUUGAUAAGUUCCUAAGACGAUAAAACUUUACAAGGCGAAGAUAAAAGUAACAGAAGAUGACGAGAGGAGCAUUCAAACAUAGCAUUGUUAAACGUAUUUCAGUACUUAAAAGGUAGAUAUAGGCAUAUUUUAUCCCUUAAAAUUUUUUCAUCUGUUCGGAUUUUCUAGCUGAAAGUCUAGUGAUCCGAAAUUAUAGCGAUCAAAACUUACCAUUUUAGGUGACCUUUUUAAGAUACAAAUCCGUUAAAAAUGGGCAAUUAUACCAUCUUUUAGAUGUUCGAAAAUCCUAGGAGAGGCAGGCAAGCAAGAAAUUUUACAAGAAAUGUUCCGAAAAUUCUAGAUCUCAAAUCGUCUUCCGAACAGAUAUAUUCUCCAAAAAUUGACAUUGGGUGCCCCUGAUAUGCACGUGAUAGACAGUAUCAGCAACGGUUGUUUUUGCUCCCACCGGGGAGCUCGUAUUAGGACGCCAAAACAUGCACAGCCAUGGGUAUUUUUCACUCCAUGCGCAUACCAAGUGGUAAUUAACAUAUUAUAUUAAAUUUUUCCGAGCUCAAAUUUCAGCAAUUUUUGAGGAUUUUUUUAAGAUCUGCAUAAAAGGUUUCCGUGCAGAGAAACCUUGCAGAGAUGUUAUCCCCAAAAAGUAAAAUAUAACUCCACAGUCAAAAUUAUAAUAUAGUUUUGCUAAUAAAUCGCAAGAGUAUAAUAACCGCACGCACGAGGUACCCUAGCCCCCACCUCCUCAAAUGAUAGAUAUUCUAGGCAAUAUUCGCUUCUCACGAAACAGAUGUUUUAUAGGAAACAGUCGUUGAGUACCCCUAACUCGGUGGGGGGUUUAUGUCUUGGUUUCACUAAACCUACACGCGGUUGCUAUCGCCAAGAAGCUACAAACCAAUCAAAAACUAAAAACACUGGUUUGACGGCAAACCCAAACAAAGACUUAAAAAGAACUUAAAUAGCCAAGGUCAGCAAAGUGUAAGUCAAACAUUUUGCAAGGCCAAAGUAACAAGAAUGCUCAAAAUACACAGUACUGAUUGGCGAUGUAAGCAUGAAUUACGUACGAGAAAAUCAAAGAUUAAAACAGGAAAGCAUGGAUGAAAUCUUGACAACCUUGACCGCUGAUCGGCUCCUGCCCUGACCUGCUUGAUGAAACAAGCACGAACUUAAAAAACCAACAACAACAAAAAUAAUUUUUUGAUAACUCCCGUUGAGGCUUUGUGUUGGAGACCGAACUAUCGGGCAAAUACACUUUACCAUUUGAAUUUUCUUUAUAUAUCUUCUUCUAUAACUCUUCUUGCUGUAAGGAUCAGUUUACUGCAGUUUUUCUACUUGGGAAGUGUUCACUGAUCCAGUUCACCCCGCCAACAUCCGGCCGGCUGUCCUCACUCAGUGGUUUGAUGCUGUGGUUUUGUCUACAUACCGUUUUUAUUCGAACAAGCGCCCAAACUCGAAUUUGCGCCCACCUCGAAUAAGCGCCCACCCCAACCCCACCCAAACCCCUCCUUCUGUACCUGCUUCUCGGGUGACUAACCCAUUUACAAACGUUACGAUUUCAGACAUCGAGCUAGGAGGCAGCACCAGAGAAUUCACUUACUGACUUGAGUAACGAGGGGACUGAAAUUAGAAUUGAAUUAGUACCAAUAGGGGACUUUCCCGAAGUUGGAGUUUUCUUCAGCGUAUUUUAAGGAAACCUUGUUUGUUUAUAUACAUCUUCGCGUUGUGUUUCAAAAUAAACAUGCUACACUUGCUGAAAAUGGUAAAAAUUUAAUAAGCGUACGGCCUCGAAUAAGAGCCCACUCUCAAAGUCCAAAAAUUUAAUAAGCGUACAGGGCAGUUAAUCGAAUAAAUACGGUAAUUGUUUAUGAGGAUCUACAGCAAUGAAGUGAAUAACCGUUUUAAAAAAAUGCGAUAAAAUCUGUUAGACUUCAAAAAAGCUAUCUGCCUUGUUGAUCAGUUGGAAAAAAUACUUCUAUCAAGAAAUUCUCCUCAAAAGAUUCGUCCACAAGUAGACCACUUUUAAACACCUAUCCCGCCUCAUUGGGCCCUGACAAUUAAUUCAGGAAUGUUCUGCCAGCAUAAGUGGACUUUAGUUGGCCCUAAUCAGUAAUCCUAAACAAAAAGAGCUAACAGAAAGCUUCAGUGCAUUCCAUUUAAAUAAAUGGUCCGAGCAAAUAGUAACUAAAUAGUACCAUGUGAAAGAGAUGCUGAGGAGGUUUUAUUUGAAUGGUUACACCAUGGCGACACCAUCCAUAACCUGCAGGGUCUGACUCAAAAGUUAGAGCUGCAUACUAAAAUAAAUAGAACCAUGUGAAAGUCGCUAAAGAGCUUUUUCAAUUGAAUGGUAACACCAUAGGAUUUCAUCCACAGUCAAAAGUUAGAACUGCAUACUAAAUAGAUAGUACCAUGUGGAAAUACUGCUGAAGAGGCUUCAUUUGAAUGGUUACACCAUAGGAUUUCAUCCACAAACUCAAAAGUUAGAACUACAUACUAAAUAAUAUAAAUAGUACCAUGUGAAAGUACUGCUGCUGUCAGUUAAUAUUCUGCAAAGAAAUGUUUUAACGCUUUUUUAUCAACAGACGUCUUGCCUGCAAGCAUCAAGAGUUGUGAACUACGAGCUUCCUGCUCAAGUGAGUGUCAAGACUCCACUCAGAAGACAGUCACGGUGAAUCCGAGCUCUAACGCAACUGUAGGGUGCUCGAUCAUGAAUAAAGGAUCAACACAAGACUUGACCUGGGAACAAGUUAGACGAAAGAUUCAUGGCAGCAACAAUGUGUAUGAUCUGGUUCUACAGCAGCAGCAGAAUCCACAUUGUUCGUGCACUCAGAUAACCCUCGCUCGUAAGUACAACUUUCUCAUUCGUGCCUGACGCAGAAAUCCUUGUCUAACGGCAGCCAUUUAUGACAGGAGUGGUAUAGGAAUGUUUUAGGCCUUUUGUGAGGUAGCCUCCCACGCAGGCGUUUUAUUUGUGAGGGGGAAUCUCAUUACAUUAACUCUGAUGACGUCAUAGAGUUUUGUCUUUAUAUCUGAUGAGUAAAAUGUACAGGAAUCUCAUCAUCUGCCAUCCCUUUUGGGAAAUCGGAAAAAGGAUUUGACAGGAGUCCCUGGAUUUGAUUAACGGUUCUUUUAAGAAGAACAGCGGACUUGAACGCGCACGCAUAAUUAGCAAAAGGAAGACCACUGUUCACGAAAAUAGUUUUGCAAAUCCUUUUUCGGGUUCAGUCCCAAUCUCUCGGAGCAGCUAACCAGAACAAAGGAUUUUGCUCAUCUUGGCUGGUCGCAUAGCCGGUCUUAUGACUGACACCCUGAGCGGAUAGAGAAAAAAAAAUGCGCGAAAACCGUGUGGGGGCUGUUGAGAAACGAGAGAGCGGGUAAGCGGCGAAAUAGUGAGUCCCGUCCCUCUCCAGCCCCCAACCAAUUUUAUUCGAUUCGCUUUCCCCACUAUCUAGGAGCCUGGAACAGGCUAGUGCCUGUCAGUCACAUACAUGUCAACUCUCCCGGCUCCCGGUCUUCCGUACAGGUCACCAAAUCUCCUGGAUAAAAUCGAGUUAUGAGCUUUUCUGUACUUUAAUUAUGAAUUUAUCCCAUUUUCUUCCAAAAUUCAAAUUUUCUCUGAUUCUUAAUUCGGUUUCUUGGGUAUUUCUGUGCGUAUUUCAUCAGUGACAAAGACUAUUUCGCCAUUACAAUCAUGUCCAUACUUCAUGUAAGACUUAAUAUAAUGUCUUAAGCCAUUCCCGUGUGAUAAGUUGGGGAUUGGAUCGAAUUAUGCUUAUGAGGGGCUCGGGGUCGGGAGGGGGGUGGUGAGGUGUGUUGUUGAUAUUCAGGGUGGGGGGGGGGGUAAUGCAAAAGAGAGAGUGUCCAGAGGUUGGCAUCUCUGCAGGCAUCAAGUGUGAAUAUAUUCCAUUUCCCUCAGGUCCAGUUCAGAGAGUUUUCAAGCCCAGUUCCCCAGUUUGGUUUAACGAGAAAAUUAAGUUAAACUGUACCUUCAAGGGAUGGCCUCGUCCUACUGUAGUUUGGAUCAACCCACAUGGUAACAAAAUCAAAAGUGGAUCUGACGGUUUUGAAAUCUACGAGGAACUAAUCGGAGACGACACGUUAAGUUCAGUUCUUAAGAAUCCUCACAUGCAAGAAAAACAACGCGGCGAAUAUUGGUGCACUGCAGAGAACAGCAUUGAUGGCUGGUCAAGUAAAUUGUCUAAGGUUACUGACCUGAUAUACGAAUGUAAGUAGCCUUAGUUGAUACUUAAAGGGGAAAUAUGUCUCGAGGAUAUUGUUUUAGAUCAAUUCUGCAGCAAUGAAGUCAAUUCUUAGUGCCUUUAACCAUACACAAAAUGCUGCGGUAGAGAUAUGAAGAAGAUCCCGGGGGGGGGAGACUCCGCAUAUGAAAGGGGUGGGGAUGCUCGUCGGAAAUUUUGAAGUAAACCCCUAAAGGAGACCGAUCUGGGCGUGGCCCAAGCUUUUUUUGACCCCUAAAAGAGACCAUGUUGAAACACAGACAAUAUAUAUAUUUUUAUAUUUUUUCACGUGCAACCCUAAACGAGACCUUCACGGCUAAAUAUGAUGGCGUUUUGCCCAGAACACCCUGAAUGAGACCAAAAUCCGAACUUUACACCCCUAAGCGAGACGACGAGCAUCCCCAGCCCUUAUCUCAAGAAUGUGAUGUUUAUCUGGGAAGUUUGAUAGUUUAACAGUAUCUUCGUCUUUUUAAUACGUUCAGGAAUUUGGCACCGAGAAAAGCUUCCGUAAAGAAGGGUUGACGAUAAAUGGGAGUUGAUGACUCGGGACAAAAGAAAAUGUCCGUUGUCGCUAUUAACCGGUUUCCGCAUUAUGGGAGUUAAUUUUAGAGAAAAUGAUGCAGAAGGCCUAAACGCAAGAAAGGACCGAACUUACGCGAAUUAGCCCCGCAGCACUUAUUAACUUUUUACUCCAAAAAUGCGGCGUUCAUUUGAGGAUGAUGCUAAAUACUAUGGUAAUACCGCUUAGUAACGUAUUUACGCAAAUAAGCCCCGCGGUGCUUAUUAAUUUUUCUCGCGCUUAUUCGAGUAAUCGCUGUAAUUGUUUACUUAAGAGUCAAGUUACAUUUAGGGCAAAUUGAUAUAACAUUUAGGACUUAAUUACAUUUAAGAAUAAAUGUUACUACAUUUGGGGUCGUUCAGUACAAUAAGCUUUUGGUCAAGACAAACUUGAAAACUGUCCGUUAUACACCGGUCGCCGUAGAGUGGGUUUCCACUGUAAUUUAUGCUACUUUGUGCAAUAUUUUUUUAGCUGUCGCUUAUUCAAUCAAUCCAUAGAUCAAUAGACUUUAUUUUAAGAGGGGAGCACGUGACAGUAGUGAAAGUGAUGACCUUGUGGCCCUCUAUAGAAUAAAACUUAACACAUAAAAAUUAGCAAUGACUUACACUAGAAAUAUUAUAACAUGCAAAACGAAAUAGAAAUAUCUAUUAAUUGGACAUCUUUCUAUAUAUCCAAUACUAUCAAUACUAUCAUAAAAUUAAGCAACAGACCACACUUUCUAUGGGUUUACCGGUGUGAUAACUCACGCGGGAUGUUGGGAGAUCACGAGAAAAGCUUGUAAAUCACAAGCUGAAGGCGAGUGAUUUACAAGCUUUUCGAGGGUUCUCCUAACAUUCCCAAUGGAUUAUCACGCCCCCUUAACCCAUAGAAAGUGCCGUCUAUUGCUUUUAUAAAAUAACUUUAAGUUUUCUAUGAGUUUACCGGCACAAUAAACCAUAGGUUUUUAACCAAUCAGAACGCGCGUACUAUCUCAGUUAUUUCAUAAUGAGUUAUUUGUAAGUGAUCAUGAGUUAUUCAAUGCUUAUUAUAUUUGGCUCAUUAUUCCAAACAGGUCCGUGGCCCAUAAACCCAAAGGUUUCUUCUUCCGAAGUUACGGCAGAUGCGUCUUCCAACAAGAGCUUCAAAUGCAUGAUUUACGUGGACCCGGACUAUUGUGCGGAUGUACUAGAGCUACAGUGGCGAUUCAACGACAGUUCAGCGCCAAUAAAAAGCGGGAAAAAGUAUAAAAUACAAGAGAAGAAUACCAACAGCAAGUGCAAAAAAGAGUUUACCCUGACUAUUAACGACGUCACUGUGGAGGACAAGGGAAAUUAUAGCUGUCAAUCAAUUUGCUACGAAGAAACCACAUUCGCUGUAUUUGAGUUAAAAGUAAAAGGUGAGACAUUAAGCAAAUUCUUAACUAACCAAGCGCCCUCAUUUGCUUAUUGAAGUCAUGUGCCAUCUUUGAAUGAGGCUGUUUCCCGCCAUAAGUCUUCUAGCAGGCAAUUCGUCCCAAGUAAGGCAAUCCAAGACAAUCUUGGCUUAUAGAUUCCACACCAUGGAUUCCGGAUAUCAGGUACUGGAUUUGCCUGAGAACUUGUACUCCAGAUUCCAAUCGAUCGUGGGAUUCCAGAUUCCUUUAGCUGUAUUCCGGAUUCCACAAUCUGGGAUUCCUGAUUUUACCAGCUAAAAUUUUCCGGAUUCCGAAUUCCACAAGCAAACAUUUCCCAGAUUCCGAAAUCUGAAUUCCCUUAUAUAGGGCGAUUAAGCAAUUUAAAAUAUGUGACGUCACGGGAAACGUCCAUUUAAUUUCUGUUAACGUUAAUUUCCGCGCCGUUACAUGUAAUUUACUGUAGCGUCAAUUUCCAUUAUUUUGACCCCAAUCUCUCAAUACCUUCUGGAAUUCUUGACAACUGAAAAAGAGGAGUACUUCUUGUUAGGAAAAGGUUCCGCCAGUAACAGUUAAACUGUGCAGAACUUGAAGUGGCCAGAUUUCUUCCCUUACUCCCUUCGUACGUGUAAGGAAAGAACCAACAACUUAAGUUUAACUAAUUGUUCCUGAUGUCUCAACAAGUUUUGUUUCUUUGUGAACGUCGCGUUAAUUUCCUUCAUUUUGAAAUGCUAUUUUCUCUUUCGCGUUCAUUUCUUUCAUUGGGAAGCCGUUUUCUACUAAAUUCGCGUUAAUUUCCAAUACCCUAAUUUCAUGGAGCGUUAAUUUCCUAUAAUGUAAGGUAUAUUGUUCGGUUAUGAUCGCCAGGGGGAGGAAUUUACAGCUGAUUUCAGUGCUGUGUAUACACCCUGAUUUUUAGACAUGAUUCGACGGUCAUGAUUCGACCGUCAUGAUUCGACCGAGAGGUUACCGACCAAUACAGUAUUAUACCUUGAAUAUCCUACAAGAAUCGAAGCACACAAUCUGAAAGUUACUUUAACGAUAGCUUGAAUGUUUCUCUUGUAAUUCAGAAAAAGAGGACUGUGAUCCAUAAUUUGUUCUCCUUUUCAGACGACGGCCUCUCAUACAAGUCACGCAAUCUAAUCGCAAUACAUGUUAUCGGUUGUGUGGACGACUUAUUCAAUAAGUUUUUCGGCUCUUUUCUCAACAUUUUUUGGGCUUCUACCUUGAUCUUUAAAGAAAUAUCAUAUUUUACCCUUUUUUAAUAAAAACAAAUGGUCGACAAAACAAAACUUUCAAACUCUCCAGCAAAUUCUUUCACAACGGCAGACUGAUCAAUUUAUCUGUCGAUUUUUUCUGCAAAAGUCAAGUUUUCCUGUCAUUUUUUAACCAUGAAGAAGCUAAGUAAGGACGAAAAAGUACCAACUUAAAGAAAUACAAAUUUGCCUCCCUGUUAACUAAAUUUGCGUCACUUUUACAUGUAUUUUGCGGGUGGUAUUCACCGACGGCAAAAUACCGAAACCUUGUCAUACGGAAGAAGACUAAACGAUAAACCAUCCGACUAUUUCGCUUUUCGCCGUAUUGAUAAUAUUUCGUCCAUUAUUAAAUCGCCUACAGAGAUACAUUCGAACUGGGCAAUCGAACUCCAGGUUUAUCACCGGAUCAGAUCGUAAUUUCAGUAUCAUGUCGCCGCUUCCCAGGCAAGAAAGCUUUCCUCUUCAGGUAAAACGCAUUUGUGGGGAUUCUAGCUUCGUUACACUAUGUCCUUUAGUGCUAAGCUUAAUUUCCUUGCCAGCCAGAUUUUUCUCUCACUGUUUUGGAUCCCACGGCAGAACUCUCAAUUACUGUACUUUUGCAACCGUUUACGUACUGCGAAGCGAUACGUCACGUGAUUAGUGUCGAAUCAUGACCGUCGAAUCAUGUCUGAGAAUCCGGGUAAUUGAUUACUCAUUACAUUAAACGGGGAUGGCAAAGUUGCUCUGUGGAAGAUGAUGGAUUGGAAUUAAGCAUGAAAGUAUACCAUCAGUAUACCAUCUGCAUGCAGUCUAAGAGAAAUCGUAGUACUUAAAAAAAUGACGUCCUUUAUAAUAAUACAGUCAACUCUUUUUAAGACGGACACCUUGGAGACCUACAGUAAGUGUCCGUCUUAGAGAGAUUUCCGUCUUAUAAAGAGUCAAAUAAAGGAAGUAAAGAAAGGCAGAGACCAACUCUAAGUGUCCGUUUUACAGAGGUGUCCGUCUUAUAGAGGUGUCCGUUAAGAGAGAGUAGACUGUUUAUUCCAAAGAAGUGGGCCUAUAAUGGAACCCCGGGGAACACCUUCCUUUACAAAUUUUCAGUCUGAUCAGUUACGAUCAAUCUUGACAUAUUGCACGACGUUGAAAAGCGAACGUUUAUUUUUACACUAGAACUCUUUGGGUUGUAUUAUAAGUAACUGGUCCAACGAGAAACCAAUUUAGUUUUUGUCAUUGAUUUCAAUGCCUACAGUUGCAGAGUUGCGAGGAACAUAGACUUAUUAAAGACCAUUGUGAACUCACAAAUAAAAUUGGAAUGUUAGAAUGAGGAGCAAUGAGAGUCGGAUGUACUCGCAAGCUACCGGUUUCGCGUUAGUUACGCGAAGGCCAUUUUCCUCUUUCGCCCGUUAGGUAAACAGAGGGUACGCACGUGGCCUGUCUUAUCAUAAUUUGCUAACUAACUAGGGGACUCAACAGGUUUACUGUACACAAAAUCUCAGAAAUCUCUGGCACACAAACUGACUCUUACACUGAUUUAUUUUUUUCAGGUGCUGAGGAGAUCUCGAUUAACGCUGUUUAGGCAGAAUUUUCACAGUUUAUGAAACACCAGGGGCUCAUUUCUGUUAAGUACCGAUAAUAAACGGGCCCGGGAAACAGUUGUUAUGAACAGUUAAGGUCGAGGUUUCAUGAGUUUUCGCUUUUUAGUGUUCU
Messenger RNA from Porites lobata, 10266 nucleotides. The record is from the annotation of a GenBank genome assembly. Lineage: Eukaryota; Metazoa; Cnidaria; Anthozoa; Scleractinia; Poritidae.